Molecule: messenger RNA, 5250 nt
Organism: Odontomachus brunneus
Lineage: Eukaryota; Metazoa; Arthropoda; Insecta; Hymenoptera; Formicidae
Product: lachesin-like
Exons: 10
Coding region: 54-1448 (464 amino acids)
Cellular component (GO): neuron projection
Source: RefSeq, a predicted model, not a curated record
GAUGCCUCAGUCGGGAUGCCGGUCGCGCACCCUCUCGUCCAUCCGGUAGCGCGAUGAUCGGUGAACAGCGUGUUCAACGCGUCCCGGGAAGCGCGCAAGGCCGAUUCCGGCUGCUGACCGGUGCCGUGCUGCUGUCCACGAUCGCGGGGAGUGCAUGGACCGACAACCCCGUCGCAUCCGAGGGACCGAGCUUCAGCGCGCCAAUAACAAACGUGACGGUCCCAGUGGGUAGAGAAGCCAUCCUCGCCUGUGUCGUGGCGAAUCUCUCUACAUACAAGGUGGCAUGGCUGCGGGUGGACACGCAAACCAUCCUGACGAUAGCCAAUCACGUGAUAACGAAGAAUCACAGAAUCGGCGUCACGCACAGCGAGCACAAAACGUGGCAUCUACACAUACGUGAUGUCCGCCAGAGCGACCGGGGCAACUACAUGUGCCAGAUAAACACUGACCCGAUGAAGAGUCAGAUUGGUUAUUUGGAGGUUGUAGUUCCACCGGAUAUCUCGGACGACUCGACCAGCACAGACAUGGUGGUCAGAGAAGGCAGUAACGUUUCGCUGCGUUGCGAAGCAACAGGCUCACCAAAGCCAAACAUCACCUGGAGGAGGGAAGACGGCGAGUUGAUUAGUCUGGGAAAGAAUCUGGAAGUGCCGAGCAUUGAAGGAUCGAUCUUCAAUAUCACAAAAGUGAACAGAUUGCAAAUGGGAGCUUAUCUCUGCAUCGCAUCUAAUGGCGUGCCGCCGACGGUCAGCAAGAGAAUUAUGCUCGUUGUACAUUUUACUCCAAUGAUUUCGAUCCAGAACCAAUUAGUGGGCGCUCAAGAAGGCCAACAAAUGACGUUAGAAUGUUACUCUGAAGCAUAUCCGAAAUCCAUCAAUUAUUGGACAAGAGAGGAUGUCAUUAUAUCAAACGGCGACAAGUACGAGUCGUCUUUCUCGGACAACACAUACAAGAUGCACAUGAAACUUAUGAUACGUUCGGUGGCGAUGUCCGAUUACGGCAGCUAUAAAUGCAUAUCUAAAAAUUCUCUAGGCGAGACGGACGGCAGCAUAAAGCUUUAUCAUAUACCAACGCCUACCACGGAACCGACGACGACAAGCACGAUGUCCAUCCCUACUACUGUGGAUUUAGUGGAGAACAUCCAAUGGUCGCGACAAAAGCCCGUGCCCAGUUUAGAACCGAGCUCUAAUGAAAUAACGGACGCAUCUUUGUCGACUGUCAUCAGAAGUGAAGAGACGCGACUUCGCAGCAGACCGAACCACGAAGAGCCGAGUCACGAGGCCGAGAACGUCAUCAACAACCUCGACAAGCACAAGAACGUCGACGGUAACAUCGGACCGCGUAGGAUUGAUAACACGCCGCAGUCGAUGUCCUCGAAGAGCAGCACGUGGCAUUGCGUGACUCGAUCAAGCGCGGUGAUCUGCAUAAUAGUGCUCUCCGCCUUGUCGUAGUCGUCACGACGCGGGAACGAUACAGAUCGCUCGAGGUCUAUCCCGUUCCAAGAUAAAUCUCUCCUCUCUCAUCCGUGUAAGGGAUCAAUUAAUCGACGAGUUAAGGGUGAAUAGCGCACUCACCGAAAGGAUCCAUCGCUGCAUACGACAGCAUACGCCGAAUGUCUUUAUGAGAGAAAAAAUAUUAUACUAUUAUCAUACUAUAACCGAACCCACGCGCCUCCUCGUUGAAUAACUGAGACACUGUCUCUCUACUGAGAAAUUUGCACCACAACGGAUUCCGUUUGCGUCAAGUCGUAUAACGACUUGUCCAGGUUUCACCUUUGACUGAAAAUACUGUAGUAAAAAUUACAACAAAGUUUUGUAAUCUUGGAUCAUACAGAGAUUAUAAUCCAAAUGACUACAUAUUUGUAUAAAAAUGUUAUGCAAGUUUAACUUUUUACUUCAAAAUUAUUCUAAUUACUUAAUUUUUUUCUUAAAUAUAUUCGGCACAUCUGUUUCUACAUGGAGAGAAUUGUAAUAAGAAUUACUAUAAUAUUUUGUAAUUGAGGAAUAGAUCGAUAUUCUGCAAUAAUUCGUUAUUCUUUAAUUUCAUAUAUGCUACUUACAUUCUAAGAAUUAAAAUCUGCUAUUAAAACACUUGCUAUGUUUCUAGUGAAAUCUGCUAUGUUUAUAGCGAAAUUUACUAUGUUUCAUAGCAAGAUAACUUACUGACAGUCCAUUCUUGAAUUGUUAAAAACAUAGUAAAUUUUAAAGUUUUAAAAAAUUUCUAUGAAAAAGAAAACACUAUAUUUUCUUCGUGUACAGUAAUUUAUAUGACAAUAUUAUUAUGAUGCAACUCUUUACUACGAUAUUCUCUCCAUGUAGGAAGGUGCAUUCACGUCGACAAAAGAAAGAAAAACUGCCUGUAGACAAAAUUGCGGGCGAGAAAUCGCUCCCAUUCUGAAAUGAACGUAUCUCUUUAUUUCCAACAAAUUGUUACGUAAAAGUCAUCAACGUAUGAUUUCAAACAAAAUCUCUUCGUGUCGUUAUCGAUAUUUGUUGACAUUAUUAUAUUUACAACGUGUGUGCCGGAUUGUUUGUCGCGAUUCGGAAAUAAAUAAAAUAAUUUACGCGAUAAUGCAUACGAUACCUGCCGCAGCAAUAGGAUUAAUGGAUUCGCGUUUGUCGGCUUCGUUUCGCGCGCACGUGAGCCAAACCCACGCGCACCCCAAGUUUGUUUGUUUUUUUCACUUGAUCGGAAAUAUAUCCGCUGCUUCGUAAGAGCGAUCGAUAAUCGUCCCGGGUUGCCGGCUAGUCAGCGGAGUUUCAUUUAAGUCUAGCUGUCGGACGUUUCUCGGAAAUGACCCGGAGUGACGACGAUUUUUCUUAUCUGAUUCCAUCGUCAUCGCCAAAUUCUCUCUAAUCUUUCUCUUGUCAAGGAAAAAGGGAGAAGGCUUUCGAAUCGCGCUGAUCGUUAACGAAACGAGAUCUUCCAAUUUCCUUCAAAGAACACAACUCGGAUUUUCGCUUUCAUGUCCGGACGACUCGCCGAAAAAGCUUCCGUGUUCGAUUCGCAAUUAUAUAUCGCCGGGAGGAUCGAUCGCGAUGCUGUAAUGCUGUCGUUUUAGAAAACAGCCAGUUUUUUCCACUUCGUGUUUUGCUUAUUUGCGCCUAGAUGAUUCUCAGUGCGGAGGAUUAAUCAAUCUACCAAACUAACAAGGAACAUUCGCGAAGUGUACGUUUCUAAUUUCGAUGAAACUUGGCAAUUUAUACAGUGGCCAAAAAUAAGAGACUCAUAUUUUUUUUAUCGGCAAUGGCGCAGGUUUAAGAGGUGAAACUCAAAGUUUCAUGCUAUCUCUGUAACUAUUGGAGAUAGAAAAAAAGCUUUUAGACAAAAGUUAUGUGUUUUUUUUAUAAAAAAUAAAAUGGGCUAAAAAGUUUUUUUUCUAUCUCCAAUAGUUACAGAGAAAGCAAAAAGAGCAUGAAAACUUUAAGAGGUAGUUUCACCUCUUAAACCUGAGCCAUUGCCGAUGGCUUAAAAAAAAUAUGGGUCUCUUAUUUUUGGCCAUUCUAUAAAUAUGCCAAGUUUCAUCGAAAUCGGAGACACACACUUCGCGAAUAUUCCUUGUAAGUGUAUAAAUUAGUAUAUAAGUUUAGAAAUUAAAGGAAUGUAACGUGCGACACCGAAAGAACAAGUCGCGGAUGGUGCAUAAGAUGCAACGAAACACACAGUCGGAACUUGUACAUUUCCAGAAUCAAUAAUUUGCAUAUACUUGUAAAUAACACUACGAUCGUACGGACUUUCGCGCGAUAUUGUCGCUGUACUAAUUGUAUCGAUAAGGACGGUUUUGUACAUACUAAGUCUCUUCGAGCGCGCAUAGAAUAAGAGUAUGGGUAGUCGUCGACGUUUUUAUAUAUGUGGAUGUGAAACAUUAUCGUAUCCCCGACACACCGUGAAUGUUCGAAAGAAGAAACCGAAUCCCCGAUAAAAAGUAUAUCCGAGUCUCUUUCUCGCGCUGUCCCUGCGAAAUUUCGACGAAAGCUGUUUUGAGUUUUCACGAUUGGAAACGUAAUGUUCCUACACACAACUGCAUACGACAUGACUAGUUGAGACUAUUUUCCAAUUGUGAAGAUACACACGUCAAUAUAGUCGUGUAAGAUAAUUUACGUACAAAAGUCUCACAUUAUACACGAUCGGAGAUUAAUAUCUUGUAUUCACACGCCGAAAAUAUUUGAAAUAUUUUUGCGAUGUAUAAUUUAUAUCUUCAUUAUUGUACCGUAUGUGAAUAAAGGAGGUAUUUAAUGUAUCGAUUUGAAACCCGCGACUGGGAAAUGCUCACGAGCGCACCCCUCCAACGCGCAUGGCAAGUUUCACGCGAGAAAAUGGCGCGACGCUCAAAACACACGCCGAGAAACGGUCCCAUCUACACCGACGUGAGGUGGUCCGACAUUGACCCACGUCCGCUCAAUGAAACAAUCGAAUUUUGCAAAUUAAUUUAAGUGUUUAAAACACACAUACACACGCACACACACUACAUGUCAAACUGAACACGACACGAUCUCGAGACGAACAGUGUAUACUCUAUGUCUCAACUCAGGAGCUCUCCCUAGAGAGAGUCCACGUGUAAAUAUUAAUUACGAAGUAUAUUACGAUCGUAUGUUGUAAAGUGGAUGGAAUCCCUGUAAAUAAUUGCAGCCGGCUUUGUAUCAUGUUAUAGAAUGGUACACGAUCUAUUAUGAUGACGCGUGUGUGUGUAGCUCUACUUUCUAUAGAUAAAAUCUAAUGAAAUGUACAUAUAUUUGUUACACAAUGUUAUAUAUAAAUUAUCAUUUAUCGCGGUUAUUUAGAAUUUUUCACAGUCCCCUCGCUCGUUCAACUCUCGAGGCGUGCGUGAUUUUUCCACAUUUUGAGCCCGUAACCUCGAGGUUGAAGGUAGUCAAAGUUGGCGCAAGAGCUUCAAAUCACACACACAGGAUGUAUCGUCUCUCGAGACAUCCAGUGCUCGAGAAAAUCAGUCAUGCUUAUUGUGAAUGUCCACGUUACACGUCGUGUACCACUCGAAUCCAAAUUUCUGUUAGUUGUACUUACCGGUAGCGCCCGUCGAUGCGAGAAAAAUCUAUUUCAGUGAGCUUACUACCGCUUCCUAGAGGCUAAUAUAUUCGCACAGAACUUUAAAAUGAGAUUCCAUAGACGAGGAAAUUCCGAAAAGUAUUGUAAAGAGAAUUAUGUUUCCAGUGCCGUAGUCAGUAGCGACAAAACAUGUUGUAAACUGAAUGGACGAAUGCAAAUGGGAUGAAUAAAUAUCGAAUGUUUAACCCA